Gigantopelta aegis is the source of this 1518-nucleotide messenger RNA. Its product is annotated as phospholipase DDHD2-like. The record is from RefSeq and is a predicted model, not a curated record. NCBI's taxonomy places the organism in Eukaryota, Metazoa, Mollusca, Gastropoda, Neomphalida, Peltospiridae. Gene Ontology annotation, molecular function: metal ion binding.
AUGAUAGUACAAGCAGAUGGUGGAAGAUAUGAUGUUGAUCUCAAUCUAAGACUGAGAACAGCUGUGUACUGGGAGGAACCCCCAGCUGAAGUGAGAAGAUGUACAUGGUUUUAUAAAGGUGAUACAGAUCGUUGGUAUCUACCUUAUACAGAAGAAAUAGCCAACAAAUUAGAGGAAGCUUACACUACAGCCAUUAUUCGUGGCAGUUGGAAUUCUAGAGUAGAUCUUCCUCAAGGAGAAGCUGUCAUUAUCCACUCACCAUCAGCUAUGGUCCAUUAUUCUGCUCAACAUUUCCAACCACUCAAUCAUGAAAUUGAUUAUCAACCUAAAGCUGUGUUAAGAGGAUUUGUGGAAAGAGAGAAAGUAGAAAUGGGUGAAGAUCGUGCUGUAGACCAUUUAGUAUUUAUUGUUCAUGGUAUUGAACCAUUUGCAGAUGCUAGACUCAGUACAUUUAGAAGUCUUAUUGAUUGUGUUGAUGAUUUUCGUGAAGUUGCUCAAUUAAUGUUAAAAACAUACAAGUUUGGUGAACAAGUUAUGACCAAAGAAAGAGUUGAGUUACCUGUCCACUGGCACAAUGCUUUACUUGAACAUGGUGCUGAUGUAGAUGUUUGUGCUAUAUCUCUACCCAGUAUUAGUCGACUGAGGGACUUCACUAAUAAUACACUAGUUGAUAUUCUAUUUUAUACUAGUCCUCUCUAUUUACAAAGAAUUAUUGAUCAUGUCUCUUCUGAAAUGAACAGGAUGUUAGAAAUAUUUCAACAAUGAAAUCUAAUUUUCGCAGGAAAUGUGUCUGUAAUGGGACAUAUCAUGUGCUCAAAUGAUGAUUUGAAGGAGAUUGAUAUUCCAAUGGGACCUCGUAAGAAACUAGUUAGUUUCAUUAGAGAAGAAAGCUUAGACUUGCUGAAGAGAAAAUUGCUCGUGAAAAGGAGGCUCAAAUUCAAAGAGAACAACAAUUAUCAGAACAGAGUCGAGGCAUUGAAGGUGUUAAGUUUUGUGAAUGGUGUUGGAGGGACAGGGAAGCCAUUAGUUGUCUAUCCUCAACUCAACUUUCAGCCAUCUUACCUGUUUUGUGUGGGAUCACCUAUUGGACUGUUUCUUACUAUCAGAGGUGUAGAGACUCUCGGACCAGAUUAUCAACUACCCACUUGUCCUGCCCUUUUUAAUAUUUAUCAUCCAUUUGAUCCUGUAGCUUAUCGUUUAGAGCCUCUAAUAAUUCCUUAUCCUCCAUCAAAACCUGUCCUGAUGCCACACCACAAAGGAAGAAAGAGAUUCCAUUUAGUUGAGGUCAGUUCUCAAGGAUCUGUUGAUGAAUAUGCUAGUGAUCUUCAUGUACCUAUUGGUAAACUUAAUGGUGGAAAUAGAAUUGAUCAUGUUCUUCAGGAAAAACCAAUUGAGAAACUGAAUGAAUAUCUCUUUGCAUUAAGUAGUCAUCUGUGUUACUGGAGAUCUGAAGACACUGCUUUACUUAUUUUAAAGGAAAUUUACAACAAUCCACAUCUGGAAAUCAUCAAAUCAUGA